CCCGCAGGCCGUGCCGCUGAGCCCCCAGGCCGGGCUCGGCGGGGCUGGGAUCCAGUGGGGGAGGCGCUUUCUCCAGCUCGCCUGGGUCUCCCUGCCCCGGAGAGACCACAGAACAUCCAAAGAGCGCUCCUCCGGCCUGGAGCGUGGGGACUGGUCCUUCCCGUCCCCUCCCCCGCGGGACAAAGACCCGGCCUUCCCCAUCCUUCCUGCCAUCGGCCGGCUCGCUUGGUGGCACAGGAGCCGCGGGGGCUGCGGAGAGACGCCCCCCACCCCGCGCCCCGGCGCGCCUCCCGCUCCUGCAGACCCGGUGACAGACAUCCGGGGCCAAGAUGACGGAGCGCUUUGACUGCCACCACUGCGAGGACUCGCUCUUUGGCAGGAAGUACGUACUUCGGGAGGAGCAGCCCUACUGUGUGGCCUGCUUCGAGGCCCUGUUCGCCAGCACCUGUGAGGAGUGUGGGAAGUUGAUCGGCUGUGACUGCAAGGACUUGUCUUACAAGGACCGGCAUUGGCACGAGGCCUGUUUCCAUUGCUCUCGGUGCCGGGGCUCCCUGGUGGACAAGCCGUUCGCUGCCAAGGAGGACCAGCUGCUCUGCGCUGAGUGCUACUCUCAGGAGUACUCGUCACGAUGCCAGGAGUGCAAGAAGAGCAUCAUGCCAGGCACCCGCAAGAUGGAGUACAAGGGCAGCAGCUGGCACGAGACCUGCUUCAUCUGCCACCGCUGCCAGCAGCCCAUCGGAACCAAGAGCUUCAUCCCAAAGGACAGCGAGAACUUCUGCGUGCCCUGCUAUGAGAGGCAGUACGCCCUGCAGUGCGUGCAGUGCAAGAAGCCCAUCACCACCGGGGGCGUCACGUACCGGGAGCAGCCCUGGCAUCGCGAGUGCUUCGUGUGCACCGCCUGCAAGAAGCCCCUGUCGGGCCAGCGCUUCACGUCCCGCGACGAGUUCGCCUACUGCCUGGGCUGCUUCUGCGACCUGUACGCCAAGAAGUGCGCCGGCUGCGCCAACCCCAUCAGCGGCCUGGGCGGUACCAAGUACAUCUCCUUCGAGGAACGGCAGUGGCACAACGACUGCUUCAACUGCAAGAAGUGCUCGCUGUCGCUGGUGGGCCGAGGCUUCCUCACGGAGAGGGACGACAUCCUGUGCCCCGACUGCGGGAAGGACAUCUGAGCGACCCCGCCUCCGACUCCCCCACUCACCCAGGUCCCUGCUGGCGCUGCACACAGACGCUCUUUGCUUCCUUCGCCUCCACCGGGCAAUGCUGCAACCCGGUGCCCUGGCCACUGCGGGCCUUUCCCUCUGCGCUUCUCAGCAAUACUCACCUGUUUAAGUCCUUUAAUCCACACUCUGUGCUUGGGAAGGAGAAAACUCAUGGAAACCUUAGGCGGGAAAGGGCUUUGACUUUCUGUAAUCAAGCGAGACCAAUCCAAGUGUAAAAAUCCUGUUGAGUGAUAUCUUUAUAAACGUUUCUUUCACGCGUA
Dama dama (fallow deer) is the source of this 1480-nucleotide messenger RNA. RefSeq names its product four and a half LIM domains 2 (gene FHL2). The transcript is spliced from 6 exons. The record is from RefSeq and is a predicted model, not a curated record. The coding region runs from base 330 to 1169 and encodes 279 amino acids. Gene Ontology annotation, biological process: negative regulation of transcription by RNA polymerase II; negative regulation of calcineurin-NFAT signaling cascade. Gene Ontology annotation, molecular function: transcription coregulator activity; transcription factor binding. Gene Ontology annotation, cellular component: nucleus; Z disc. NCBI's taxonomy places the organism in Eukaryota, Metazoa, Chordata, Mammalia, Artiodactyla, Cervidae.